AUGCCUCAGCAGGACCCCCCUUACGACCCUUAUAUUCCCAGCGGCGAGGCCGGUACGCAGCACGCCGGCGGUGCCGGUGGCAACAACAGAACAGAUGCUCUGCGUGGUCAAAUCGACGAGACGGUCGGUGUCAUGCGCGACAAUAUCAACAAGGUUUCCCAGCGUGGUGAGCGCCUGGAUGCUCUGCAGGACAAGUCCGACAACCUUGUCGCCUCGGCGCAGGGCUUCCGUCGCGGAGCCAACAUCGUACGCAAGAAGAUGUGGUGGAAGGACAUGAAGAUGCGCAUGUGCAUCAUUAUCGGUGUCAUUGUCCUGCUGGCCAUUAUCAUCAUUCCCAUUGCCGUCAAAACGACCGGCCACUAG
Messenger RNA from Akanthomyces muscarius, 363 nucleotides. RefSeq lists its product as uncharacterized. Gene Ontology annotation, cellular component: SNARE complex; plasma membrane. Bases 1 to 363 code for a protein of 120 amino acids. Lineage: Eukaryota; Fungi; Ascomycota; Sordariomycetes; Hypocreales; Cordycipitaceae. The transcript has 3 exons. The record is from RefSeq and is a predicted model, not a curated record. Gene Ontology annotation, molecular function: syntaxin binding; SNAP receptor activity. Gene Ontology annotation, biological process: vesicle-mediated transport; vesicle fusion.